Molecule: messenger RNA, 3211 nt
Organism: Owenia fusiformis
Lineage: Eukaryota; Metazoa; Annelida; Polychaeta; Sabellida; Oweniidae
Source: the annotation of a GenBank genome assembly
CUUUGGGAGAUCUUUUCCGAGCAACUUUGGCACUUAUGCCAUCCCAAUGAUUGUGAAAUAGCGAACGGCAACAUUAGUAUAAGAAUACCGACUACAUCUUGAAAAGACCAAGUUUACACAGGCCUAGCCUUUGGACGAGAUAAAUCGUGGAUAUAAUUUUGGUGAAGGAAGACUUAGCUAUGAAGUUAGUUUAAAUGCAGUUUUACUGGAUCUUCAACAGGAUAAAAUCUUCACCAAACUAACUUAACCACUAAUAAUUUUGUUGUUAUUCAAACGUACUAUAUUUCCAAUAUACACAUUACAUGAAAAUCUGUUGUUCGCUAUGGAGCCACGUUCAUCUACUAAACGUUUGAAUCGCUACAAAGCUGCCAGAGAUGACAACGUUUACCAUAAUGGCUCAUCUAGUCAGUCAAGCCAACACCCAGGCAAUGGACACGAGAAAUGGGAGAAUAAUAAUGAACAGAAUUGGGGACAUUUUGGAGGUUAUGACAACGGAUUCAUAGCAGGAAUGAAUUACAGAAAGGAUCACGACAACCUAUUCUCAGAGGACAGAGUCUCAAUGAUGAGUUAUCAUGAAAGUGAAACAUUCCAACUGCCCAAAACAUUCCGAAACGUCAUUUCGUCCUGUGCUAACCGCACCUCCGUACAAGGCGUGCCGAAUAUCAACAACUCAAAAUCUAUGGUACAAAGGGUUGGCUGGUCGUUAUUAUUCAUUGCUGCAUGUGUUGUCACUGUGGAGCAGCUUUACGAAGUCUUUGAUAAAUACUACUCCUACGACAAGAACACUGUGAUAUCAUUAGAGUACCAACAUAUUCGAUUCCCGAGCAUAACGAUAUGCAACCAGAACGCCAUAAGAAAAGACAAGUUGCACUUGGCGCGACCUGAACUAAAGGCGUUUCUAGAAAACUAUAUGAAGGAGAAGCCAUUUGGGAACAGAAAGAAACGAGAUGUUGGUCCUCAACCAUUAGGUCCUUCUUCAACUCCUUCUGAUUCUGCCUCGAUACAAAGUGCAACAUCUGCAACUCCCAACUCGACCUUUGGACCAAACGGUUUGAACAUAAUUCCUACAAAUGGUCCUAAUGGGCAAGAAGUCACAAAUGAUUCUAAUACUCAAAUGCCCACAAGUGAUACCAGCACACAAAGGCUCACAAAUAAUCCAAAUAUACAAGGUGACAUAAAUAAUCCAAAUGUGCAAGGUGACAUAAAUAAUCCAAAUGUGCAAGGUGACAUAAAUAAUCCAAAUGUGCAAGGGGACAUAAAUAAUCCAAAUAUACAAGGUGACAUAAAUAAUCCAAAUGUGCAAGGUGACAUAAAUAAUCCAAAUGUGCAAGGUGACAUAAAUAAUCCAAAUAUACAAGGUGACAUAAUUAAUCCAAAUGUGCAGGGGGACACGGAUCUAGGACAGUCUAGCAGUACGUUUCCUGGUCAGAGGCAGCGUGUUAGCAACACUACAUUUCUGUCUGAUAAAUUCAAUAGCUUUAGAUUCGAGGAGGAUGGUUUUGAGGGAUUAACUGAGGACGCAGCAAGGGAUCUAUUCGAAGAGUAUCAAUAUCUUGUACAUGAGGAAUCCGAUGAGACUCGCCAACAGAUGGGUCAUCAGGGGAACAGCUUCAUCCAAUCGUGUUCCUUCAAUGGAUAUGAAUGCGAGGCAUCAAAUUUUGAAGAGUUUCUCAAUACAGAGUAUGGCAACUGUUUCACAUUUAACAACAAGAAAUCCCGUAAAGGCGAAUCUUUAAGAUCAACCAAGGCCGGAUACCAACAUGGGCUAAACUUGGUUUUAUACCUUGAUGGUCGGAACUACAUGCCGGGUAUUACCCAAGGAUCUGGUGCCAUUUUGGUGGUGCAUGAGUUUGAUACCACGCCGUAUCCAAGCCAAGCUGGAAUUGCAAUUAACGUUGGUACAGAAACUAGACUUGCUCUGAAAAUGGUUGACAUAAAAAGGUUAGGCGGCAUAUAUGGCGACUGCACGUUUGAUAGUACAUGGGAAAAAGAUUAUGGGGCACUAUACACCCAGCAGAGUUGCAUCGAGACGUGUCAACAUAGAGGAAUAAUGGAGCUAUGUGGCUGCCACGUCCAUGGUUACAAGGAAUACUACCCAAUACACUUUAGAAGCAACGGCACACUAUGUGAAACAGACGCAGAACUGCUUUGUGCCUUCAAGUUGAAGCGAGACUACCUGAAGGGAAACUACACAUGCGAUUGUAAUCAGCCCUGCGAUGAAAGAAUAUAUGAAUAUAGUACAUCGUCAAAUGACUGGCCGCACACGGCAUAUGAGGAUACUGUCAAAGAACUUGGAUGUAGCGAUGACGUUGAUGAUGAAAAGAUUUGCGAAGAUGUAUCAUCGCCACAGUUCAAUGUUAGAGACGACUACCUCAGCUUAAGGUUAUUCUAUCAAACAUUAAAUUACGAGUCCAUCGAAGAGGAACUGGAUUACUCGAUUGCCAACUUCCUGUCAGAUAUAGGUGGCACUGUUGGUCUAUGGAUAGGCGCAUCUGUUCUUACGGCAGUGGAGGGCCUAGAGAUGGUUGCACUUUUAUUUGUCUUCUUCUACCGCAAGUGUAAACGCUGGUACAGAGCUGACCAAGAGUACGAGAGAAAGGUACAGGAAGCAAAGAGGAAGAAAAGGGAAGAAGAAGAACAAGCGAAACGAGAAGAGAAAAUUAAACAAGAAAAAAGACAAUCUAAAAGAUCUAGCCAACCAUCGUUUGCCAAUUCGAACGGACUUUCGCCAAUGGGAUCAACUUUUCGCCCUCCUUUAAGACAUACUCCCUCAUACAGCAGUGCGAGGUAUUAGCUAAUGAUACAACGUAAUUGUUAUGCAUCGAGCAGAUGAUUACAACCUUUUCAAUUUCUAUAAAACACGAUGCAAUUUAUUUCGACCCAACAGUGUUGUUAUAAAUUGGUAAUUGAGAUUUUUCACAUUAAGUAUUCAUCAAUUUUCUGAAGUGACUUUUAAUUUUCCACGAGAAGAUGUGCACUCAUGUUUAAACAGCAGUGAAUAAUGUGGCAAGAACAGUGUAAUUGGCAACUCGAAUUAAUCCUAUCCUUAUACCGUCAGAGGAAGGAAUAUCAUGACCUUAUAGGCAAGGCUACGUCGUCUACUGUCUUACAGAUCAGCAUUUGUCAAUCCGACAUGUAGAAAAAUCAUACGGAGCUUUAAAACUAAGCUACGAUGACAUUAUUUUUUAAUGUACUUCAAAAACUAUACAAU